CAUUAGCAUCAUUAGCAUAUGAUAGAAAAGCUAAUGUGAAAAUCUACCCCAAGGUCGUUAUUAUAUGCAAACAGUAAUAUUUAGCUAAUAUUUUUCGACAUAACUUCUUGGACAUUCAAAAGCAAGAAUGGAUGGUUCCUAUGAAAACAAAGGAUAUGAUAACCGAGACGUUGAAAAUAAAGAUAAUAGAGCUACGGUGACUAAAGACUCGCAAGUUCAUUUAAGUUUCAAAAAAGAAGGACCGUUAGAGAGAAGAACCAAGUGUGAAAAGAUACUCCUGUUUCUACUGGUUAUUUUAGUCAUAGCCGUUAUAAUUUUGAUCAUUGUCGUUGCUGUACAAAAGAAAGACUUGGACGAUGCCAAAGAGUCUAAAGAGAUGACAACACCAAAGCCAGACGCAACAAAACCUGAUGUAUGUUUUACAGCGGAAUGCACAAAAGCUAGCGCUCAGUUGUAUGAAAGUCUCGACAUGUCGGUUGACCCAUGCGAGGAUUUCUAUGCGUACUCUUGCGGCACAUGGAGGAAAAAGCAUGCACUUCCGGAAGAUAAAUCGUUUUAUGGCACCACGACAAUGCUAGGUGAUGGAGCCGAAAUGACUAAUAAAUAUCUUCUGGAAGAUACGGAAUCAUACAAAGAUAUCGAAGCUAUUGUUAAAGCCAAGGACUUGUAUGCAUCUUGCAUGGACAUGCAGAAAAUAAACGAAAAGGCGACAUCGGCGGCCGUACCGUUAUUGGAAGAACUCGGUGGAUGGCCGGUCCUCGGUUCAAAUCCUGGAGGCAACUGGUCAGAGAGUGACUUCAGUUUGAUUAAACUCCUGGUCACACUUAACAAAUAUAAUAGUCGUCGUAUCAUUAACCUAGUAGUUUCGGGCGAUUUAAAAGAAUCAAACAAAAAUAUCUUAGAACUAGACCAGCCUGGAUUUGGAAUUCCUGGGAAGGUUUACAUGGUGGAUGACAGUUUUGCACACUACCGCGAGGCUUACGUCAUUCUUGCCUCAUCGAUGGCCCAGUUAUUUGGUGCCGACAAAACCAUUGCAGAUAAAGAAAUGAGAGAAAUGCUCGAGUUUGAAAUGGAUCUAGCUAGGAUCGCAACAAGUCCAGAAAACAGAACUGAUUUUGCAGCUAUCUACAACAACAUGGCACUUUCGGAAAUAACUGAAAUAAUUGCCGAAACCGGACCUGCAGAUUCUAUUCAGUUCGACUUGCUUGAAUUCACAAAAGAAGUAUUUGAUCUUGAACGUGUGAAAGUCGCUAAUAUAGUAAUUAACGAAAGCGAGCCUGUAGCAAUUUAUGAUCUACCAUACUAUGAGAAAGUGUUAGGUGUACUCAGAAAACAUGGCAAACGAUCUGUUGCCAAUUAUGCUGUGUGGAUGAUCAUAAAAGAUCUUGCAAGCGUUCUAGACAGCAGAUUCCAAGCUCUUUUGAAACAAUACGCGGAGACUUUGACGGGGACAUCUUCCUCUCCGCCAAGAUGGAAAGAUUGUGUAGCGACAUCGGUUGGUUUCUUUCCAAAAGCAGUUGGACACAUGUUUGUUAAGGAAACAUUUGACGAGUCAGCAAAAAAGGCGGCGCUUGAUAUGAUUGAUAGAAUUCGAGAUGCCUUUAAUCAGCUUUUGAAUGACAAUGAUUGGAUGGAUGAAACAACGAAAGAGCUUGCUAGAGAUAAGGCCAAUGCUAUAGAAGAAUGGAUCGGCUAUCCUGAAGAAGUUUUGGAUGUAGACAAAAUCAAUAAGCUCUAUGAAAAUGAUACGAUUAACAGGGACGAAUAUUUUCAAAAUGUUCUUUCCAAAUUGAAGAAAACGUCAUCAGACAAUUUAAAGACGCUAAGGUUACCAGUCGACAAAAAUACUUGGAAAGGCUCGCCCUCCACAAUAAAUGCGUUUUACAGCCCACAGCUCAAUAAAAUACUGUUCCCCGCUGGUAUAUUACAACCUCCGGCGUAUGCAAAAGGACAACCAAGAUCUAUGAACUAUGGAAGUAUUGGCUCCAUUAUGGGACACGAAAUAACCCAUGGCUUUGAUAACCAAGGUCGGCAGUUUGACAAGUAUGGUAAUGUUAAGCAGUGGUGGAACACAUCCAUUAUUGAAAGUUUUAACAAAAAGGCACAGUGCUUUGUUGACCAAUAUAACAACUUUCUAGUGAAAGAAGCUGGCUUUAAUGUGAAUGGAAUGCAAACACUAGGCGAGAAUAUUGCUGAUAAUGGCGGAAUCAAACAAAGUUUUAAGGCAUAUAGGAAGUGGGUGGAGCAACAUGGCAGCGAGGAGCCUAUGUUACCUGGACUUAAUUUUACCCACAAUCAAUUGUUCUUUAUCAACUUUGCUCAGUUUUUUUGCGAAAACGGACGUAAAGAAGGAUUCAUCAUACAGCUCAACUCCGGCGUACACUCUCCAAAUGAGUUCAGAGUUAUAGGCACUUUACAGAAUUCACAAGAUUUUUCGGAUGUGUUCGGAUGUAAGAAGAAUAGUAGAAUGAAUCCAGAAAAGAAAUGUUAUGUUUGGUGAUGAAAUAGCAAAUAUAAAAGAACAGAACAUAUAAGAAUAUUGUAUAUCUAUAACCUUUUUUAAGGUCUUAAACAUUUAUGCUUAACAUGAUAUUAUACUUAUUAUGCAGUCCAUGACACGCUAGAAUGCUUUACAAAAUUAAUAACAAUAAACUUAAUCUUUCUGUUGCUUGUCCACUCAA
This is a messenger RNA of Ruditapes philippinarum (Manila clam), 2681 nucleotides long. RefSeq names its product neprilysin-1-like. Lineage: Eukaryota; Metazoa; Mollusca; Bivalvia; Venerida; Veneridae. Gene Ontology annotation, biological process: protein processing. The transcript has 23 exons. Bases 128 to 2500 code for a protein of 790 amino acids. Gene Ontology annotation, molecular function: metalloendopeptidase activity. The record is from RefSeq and is a predicted model, not a curated record. Gene Ontology annotation, cellular component: plasma membrane.